AUGCUGCUGCUGACCGAAUCCAAAUCAAAGCGACAGUUGGCUCUUGAGAAAGAGUUGGCACAACUUACAGAUAUUAAUAAUACAGUGGCCACCUUAAUAUCUACUAUUCAAACUACAAAGUCAAACAUUCUGAAAACAAAUAACACUACUCAAAACACCGAUAAAUUAUUGGAUAAAUGGAUCAAGAUCCUCUCACAGACCCAUUUCACCCAAGAAAUCAUUCUGAAAACACACUGGUCGGGCACAUCGGGCGUAAGUGAUGAGGAAUUAGAAAUCAAAAUAGAGGAAGAGCGGGAAUUAGUCAAGAACUUGCAAGAGCUUGAAAAUGAAAACCAAGAAUUGGAAGAAAAGAUUCGUAGAAAGGAAGAACAAGAAUCUCUAGAUUUACAAAGAAAACGUGAAAUACUGAAUAAGAGACAUCGUGAAUUGGGCCUUAGAAACGUUUCCAGUGGUAGGACCAAGCUAACAACCAGGGAUCGUGGCUAUCGUUGA
Molecule: messenger RNA, 492 nt
Organism: [Candida] anglica
Lineage: Eukaryota; Fungi; Ascomycota; Pichiomycetes; Serinales; Debaryomycetaceae
Source: the annotation of a GenBank genome assembly